This is a messenger RNA of Talaromyces marneffei, 1032 nucleotides long. RefSeq lists its product as uncharacterized. The transcript has 4 exons. Bases 1 to 1032 code for a protein of 343 amino acids. Gene Ontology annotation, molecular function: oxidoreductase activity, acting on NAD(P)H. The record is from RefSeq and is a predicted model, not a curated record. Lineage: Eukaryota; Fungi; Ascomycota; Eurotiomycetes; Eurotiales; Trichocomaceae.
AUGUCUCAGAUCAUCGAAAACAGAGCUGCAUGGAUUUCUGAAAAAGGAGCAAGGCCUUUUAAGAUUGGGCCAGGACCUGCACCAAAUCCUGCAGAAAAUGAAGUCGUCAUUAAGGUUGCUUAUACAGCAAUGAAUCCAGUGGACGUGGUAAUGCAGGAAAAUGCGCCAUUGGAACUUCCGUAUCCCUUCGUACUCGGGGUGGAUUUAUCUGGUACGGUCGUUGCCCUAGGAUCGGGCGUGACACGAUUCCAAGUUGGUCAACGCGUGACUGGACACUGUGAUUCUCUUCUUACCAAGAAGAAAACCAAUUCUGCAUUUCAACUGUACGCAACAUGUCUUGAAGUUUUGGUCUGUCGUGUUCCGGAUUCAGUGCCUUUGGUCAAUGCUGCGGUGCUUCCUCUUGCGGUUGAUACUGCUUCAACUGGAUUGUUUUCCAUCCUCAAAAUGCCUUUCCCGGUAAUUAAUCCAAAACUAACGGGGCGUAAAAUCCUUAUUUGGGGUGGAAGUUCGUCAGUGGGUUCUUGUGCAAUUCAACUAGCAAUUGCAGCGGGCCUAGAAGUUGCUGCCACAGCCAGUUCGAAAAAUCACGAGUACGUGAAAAGUCUAGGAGCCCGACAUGUGUUUGAUUACAAUGAUCCGGACGUCAUCAAGGAUAUCACUGCUGUCUUACAGCCGGGAGAUCUUGUAUAUGAUUGUAUCGGAGGCGACCAGGUCCGUGCAACAUGUACAGAGAUUCUUCAACAAAUAGGAGGUGGAACACUUCCAACUGUCCGGUGGUUUAUGCCAACCGAGACCGGGGAUGUGAAACUGGAGUUUGUCAAUGGUCUUCUUCCUGGACUUGUUGAUACUAGCAUCGGCAAGGCAGUUUGGGGCAACUACAUUACCAAGGCUCUAGAAAUGGGAAAAUUCCAAGCUAAACCCGACCCAUAUGUCAUUGAGGGUGGACUUGAGAAGAUCCAGGAUGGGAUAGACAUGCUCAAAAAGGGAGUUUCUGCUCAGAAGAUUGUUGUGGAAAUUGCAAAGGCUGCUUAA